Klebsormidium nitens is the source of this 1891-nucleotide messenger RNA. Lineage: Eukaryota; Viridiplantae; Streptophyta; Klebsormidiophyceae; Klebsormidiales; Klebsormidiaceae. The record is from the annotation of a GenBank genome assembly.
UCCACUUACAAUUCUGCUCGCACGAGGAUUUUGCCUGGUGCUUGCGCCCUCUGGCCUGACCAACUAGUGGAAGCCUUUAUUCUGAUCAAGACCAAGGAUCGCUUGAGCUGUACAGUUCGUAGAUUGAUUGGCAGUGGACAAUCCGCGUAUUUCUAUGUACAGGGGAUCAGCUUCCGGAUCAGCAUUGCUUUGAUUGAAGUGGCACCAGCUUGGCGGCACCACUACCCUGGCCAUCAUAUCUCCAGAUAACGGGUCAGAUAUUUCCGACCCGGACAAGUUGCCCUAGGGACCUCCUGAAGCUUCAGAUUACUCAGAUCUGUCAGCUCCCAGUUCUUCCAGUCAAUACAACUUGGGAGGAAUCACUCCAGUGUAAGGCGAUCACCAGUACGGCUGUUGUCAUUCUAGUAUCCUAUGGCCAGCACGACACACACUCCAGGUUCUGGGGAGGAUUCUGAACCUGCAGCACAAGAUGGUGCCCCUAAGUCUUCCAUUAGUACUGCGAAUGGCAGCGUAGCUGGAAGCCGCCAAACUACGCAGGUAGCCGACCGCUUCUCCUCUUUCGGCCAAACCAUCUUCACCGAGAUCAGCGCCCUCGCAGCGCAACACAAAGCCGUCAAUCUGGGCCAAGGCUUCCCCGACUUCGACGGCGCCGACUUCGUCAAAGAGGCGGCCAUCCAGGCCAUACGAGAUGGGAAGUCCCAAUACGCUUUAAUGACGGGGGUGCCCGAUCUUGCGACAGAAAUCGCGGACGUGUUUGAGAGGGACACGGGAAUUGAAGUUGAUGCCAAAAAGGAAGUGACGGUGACUGCGGGGUGCACGGAAGCGAUUGCGAGCGCCUUCCUGGGACUUUGCAACCCAGGGGACGAGGUUGUGGUCUUUGAGCCGGCAUACGACUCGUACAAGGCGGCGAUGGCGAUGGCGGGCGCGAUGGUCAAGCCGGUCGUGCUGCGGCCCCCCGACUUCUCCUUCUCGCGGGACGAGCUAAGCGCGGCUUUCUCCAGCAAGACGCGGGUGAUCCUGAUCAACACGCCGCACAACCCGACGGGGCGGGUGUUCACGGAGAGCGAGCUCCAGUUCAUCGCCGACCUCGCGGCCCGCCACGACGCCCUCGUCUUCUCCGACGAGGUCUACCACCGCCUGCUCUACAACGGCGCCUGCCACGUGUCAAUCGCCCAGCUGCCUGGGAUGUACGAUCGGACGGUCACGCUCAACUCGCUCGGGAAAACGUUCUCGCUGACGGGGUGGAAGGUUGGCUGGGCGAUCGCCCCCCCGCCGCUGUCGCACGCCAUCCGCAUGGCGCACCAGUUUGUGACGUUCUCGGUCGCGACGCCGCUGCAGCACGGGGCCGCCGCGGCGUUACGGGCGCCCCCCCAAUUUUACGAACAGGUCCGGGCGGACUAUACGCGGCGAAGAGACAUCCUGCUGGAAGGCCUACGAGACGUUGGAUUCAACGUGUUUGAGCCGCAGGGAUCGUUCUUUGUGAUGGCCGACUUCACGCCAUUCGGCUUCGACGAUGACGUGGCAUUCAGCAAGCACCUGAUCGAGAAAGUGGGCGUUGCCGCUAUUCCCCCUAGCGGCUUCUACUCGAAUCCAGCGGAGGGCAAACACCUGAUACGCUUUGCUUUCUGCAAGACCGACGCCGUGUUGCUGGAGGCAGUUCGGCGGCUCAAGCAACAUCUAAAGCUGCAAGAACCCUGUGACAGAAAGGCUGUUUCGUAGCGAUUUUCUAGAGAGUCCGUCGUCUGAGUCGCUGCAAUCUCCUUCACGUAGAUUUUAUUGCUCUGUUCCGCUUUUAAAUGCACAUGUGAAUUGCCAAUCGCUUCACCGAAUGAUACAGUAGAGUGUCACUGUCCCCCUGUGGCGGCCGCGUCUGAGUAAUGCAUGUGGUGCC